Molecule: messenger RNA, 7366 nt
Organism: Cadophora gregata
Lineage: Eukaryota; Fungi; Ascomycota; Leotiomycetes; Helotiales; Ploettnerulaceae
Exons: 2
Coding region: 2440-7062 (1540 amino acids)
Biological process (GO): telomere maintenance
Cellular component (GO): chromosome, telomeric region
Molecular function (GO): DNA binding
Source: RefSeq, a predicted model, not a curated record
UAUAAAUCUAUUAAUAUGCUUUCAUGCCUGGGUAGGCAAGUGGAUAUGAUACGACGCGAAGCUUGAUACACAUGUCAACCAAGUUUGCACAAGCAUAGUGUUAAACAAGAACAUCGAGUGGGAAUGGAGUGCAAGAUUCGAACAUGCGAUGCAAACUUUCGAAUGACGAAUCCACGUGACGAAACUACUUUGAAAAUAUUUUGCCAAGUUUCAAAGAAUGCUUGAUUGGAACGUAUUCUACACGGAGUACGGGCUUCGACCUCGGGUAUUGAGGUCUCCUGUACGCGGAAGCAUAUUUUCAAAUCUCCGAAUCGCGUUUGUCGAAGUCGAAUCCGAGCUCUUGUAAAGAAAUUGCUUUCAUCCCAGUAUCCGCGAACUUGUUUUUAAUGUCUACAUAGAUCUCACGUAGCCAACAGAGUCUAUCGUCCCAGAACGGAGGUUCUUUUGAGAAGCCAUUAUUGGCUUCCUUCACCCAACCGUGAAGGUAAUUGAUAUAGGCAGCAUCUCUGGGAUAACCCAGGACAUGAAAUGCCGUGCCAUUUCCAAGCUCUUCCACUUUGCUUUUCUCCCAUGCCUCCAUCUCCUCCACACUGAGCAACGAAAUGUUGUUAGACCAGACCUUCGCCAUCGCUGCACCUUGAGCCUCAGACAAUGGAAAGGGUAUAAUUUUCUGGCCGAGCGCAGAGAAUGCUAGUGUUGGAUGCUUUAUAUGAAAUAUCUGUUGCCACAAUCCGAUCGUUCGUCGACCUGUCGUCACAAGUGGCGGAUCGAGCGACUUCAAAAAUGGAAAGGAGUACAAAUAGCCGGUAGCAUAGAUGACGGCAUCGACAUCCUUCUCGACCCUCCCUCCCUCAAACUUGACAGCUCGUUCUUCGACAAUGUAUUCAAUUAUCUUUGGCACGUCUUCCUUGCUGAUUCCGUCCACUGGUAGCUGAAAGGUAGAUGGACCGUUGAUGGAAUUGAGGAGCGGCUUUUUGGACACCUCGAGAACCUGGUUGCCAAUAUCCAAGCCGGACGCAGCAUUACCUACAACUAUAACUUUCUUGUCCUUGAAACUCUCCGGAGAACGAUAUAUCUUGGAAUGUGAAAUGAUAGAUGGAUAGGCAGAAUUGAAUUUUUCGAUUCCAGAAACUGCAGGGAUCCACGGAACAGAGUAGUGUCCAUUGGCCACCACAAUAGCAUCAUAAUGCUUGCUCAACUUCUUUCCAGUGAUGGUAGAUUUGGCAAUCAGAGUCCAAAGGUCCUGCCCAUUUGUCUCAGAUAGACUUACAUCAUCGACUUGGUACGAAAACAUUAUCAAGUGCCUGAUAUCUUGAGAAUAUUUGACCAGAUAAGCUUGAACAUCUUGCCGUGUUGGGUAGAGUAGAGCGUCAGCCGGAAAUUCUUGGUCUGAAAACUGCAUGAGCGGCUUGGGGAUGUUCGUGUUGAGCUUCUCGUACAUUGGAUUUGAAAAUAUCGGCGCCGGUGAUCCCCUGGGCCAUGAUGGCUUCUCGGAAGGGGCCCACGGUGUGGUUUGAGGAAUGGGGACUCUCUCGACCAGAGAAGGCGUGUAGUUCCAGACUCCUCCUACUUCUGCUUGCUGCUCAUAUACAUCGAUGGUGUCGAAAGCUUUCUCUGCUAGCAAGUACUUGGCAGCUGCAAGCCCUGUCGGACCUGCACCGAUGACAGCAAUGCGCUUGACAUUGAAGGCGACAACUGGCCGUGGUAUAGAUCCCAUCGAAGUCCAGAUGCGGAAGUCUUCUACUGAAGGAUGGGGGUUGGUGCUGCUUUUGAUUGCCCCUGUCUAAGCACUGAUGAUAAGCCGAGAAUGGAAGAGAGUCUGGAGAAGCAAAGGGCACUUUGACUUUUGAGACCCGAAUCCGUAUGAAAUAAAGCUACAUUGAAAUAAGAAAUGGACGAAAGAGAGGACGUCGACGUACGGGAAGAUGAGGUGAUUACUCGUCCUCACGGUGGCGUACGUGGGGCAAACGACGCCGACAACUUGCCGGUAAAUGCGUACCUAGCCUAGACAGCCUUAGAGCUCGACGACAUAGAAUAACGGGGAUGAACUGUGCAUUAAUCACAAGACAAAUAGGCAGGCUACACAGAAGGCCCGCUCCGAAUAAAUGCAACGGAAAAUAGGUAUGUACUCAUUGAUCCAACAUCCAUGUUUUGACAAGCGUUCGCUUGUGGCUGGCUUCGACCUGUACUGGAGCUGCAUUUGCUGAAGAGAACGCUCGGCUACGGUAGCCGCUUCGAGACAAUUUGCAGGCGCGUCAUCUGAAGCUCCAGCAUGCAACCAGCCGCGUUCAUCGUUCUUAACAAACGACAAAGCAAACAAACCAUAGGACAACUCUAUUCUCUUUCACACGGUCGCAGCAAUUACUCGCUCCAGAACACACCAUCAGAGAAUGCCUGCUAUCUUCUCUGCUGGAUAGGUCCAUCUCAUCGAAGGUGAACAUGGCGGGGGAGACGAAUGGAGCCCUUGCGCUCGAAAGCACCGAACACAUUCCUAUCGCACAGCUCAAUCCUGGACUCUCAACGCCUGCUACGACGGCAAUCAGGGCAGUAGUCACUUUGACUUGGCCAUACAGCUCUGCGACGGGGUCUGUGGCCUUUCUGCUCUCUGAACCGGAUUUUCGUUUGCGGCGUACGAGAGGCCAAGUCCGUGUUCGAUUCUCAGGCUCGAGUGCAAAGGCUAUUGCAGCAUCCGGGAUUGCCAGUGGGGACGAGGUUAUUGUAUGUUUGGAUGGGGUGGAGUGGGUGUCCGACGAUGACACAGUACUUACUCCAGGAAGGGGUAUCGAGUAUGAGCUGAGGUUCACUGAGAGAUUAUUAUUGCAGUUCAAGCAAGAAGACUCUGGAGAAAUCAAGAAAAUCAACAUCGACCAUCCGGUUCUAGAAGAACCUGCGGCUACUCCUGCUCCUGCUCCUGCCCGAAUACCGACUCCAGAACCCGAACACCUGAAUCUACCGACGAGCACUCCAUCCGUAAAUCGACCAGCUAUUGGGUCAAAAAUUGGCGACGAAUGGUCGUCUCCAGCCUUUAUCAAGCGUGCGAGAACAUCAUAUGGGUCCCUCUUCGAAAUAGACCCAUUUGCAGAGGACGAUGGCUCGGUGCCGGGAAAAGGAAGGAAGAGAACCCGACUCAGUACGACCUGGAGAUAUACUAGUCGAUCCCCAUCCCCCGAAGUGACGGACCCAGAAGUCGAGUCCAUGGAUACAUCUCCCGAGCCUGCCCAGAAAUCAGCACCUACGAUGGCAGACGAAGGCUGUCAAACUGUCGAUCUCGGCAGCAAUAAUGCAACGGAGGAUGUAGCACAAGCACUAGCAGAUCUUUCGAGGCAGGCGAUAAAUGUUGGGGGUGCAGCGUACCCAGUUGUCAACGGAUUGUCGUCUUUCGGCCAGCAGCAUUCAUUUGUAUCCUUCCUAGAAAAUCGCGCCAGCGAGCCAGCCUUACCUGUGAUGCGGACAGAAGCAAUCACCCACCAGUUCGACGACCAUGAAGUUGAGCCUGAAAUCCCCAAAUCGCCGCGAUUGCAACCCAUACCUUCGGAUGCUCUGUCAUUGGUUUCACCACUCUUGUCAACAAAGAGCAACCUAUUCUCACGGCAGACUGAUGAUGUCCAAGUAGACAGGAGACAGCCAGUGUUUUCUCAUGAUGGAGCGGCCAAUAGCCAGGCAGGAGAGAAGACAGUCGGGCAACCACUGAUAUUGAACAACGAAGUGAUCAUCCAGUCAAACAAGGAAGCUUCUGCCGAUCUUGAAAUUGAGGACAUUUACAGUGCGAGCCCUGCUGGAUAUCUUGAACGACCAGAAUCUGGUGUUCUACGCUUUAACGAGUCUAUGGGCGCCACCGACCACGCGGAGAACUCAAUAAUUGACAGUCAAUUCGCCGCAGAAAAUCAGUACGGCCACUGGCAAAGUGCAGGAGCGCAGCUAAGUAAUGCUGCAUCCCCUUCCCGAAACGAGAUCUUCAUGGAGGGUACCCACGGGGACAGGUUCUAUGAAGGCGAAGUAAUUCACCAAGGAAACGGAGACUCGCUCGCGACUGAUGCUGGAAUGCACCGUACCCCCUAUCCAGAUUUGGACAAUGGUCUAUUAGGACAGGCCCCUUCAGGCUGGCUUGCUAGCUCGGUUGUAUAUCCUGAGCCGUCUGGAUCGACUGAUUAUGCUACUCAAUAUAACCCUCUACCGUCUCAUGCUACUCCAAUGUCACGGUCUCAAAGUGCUCAAUCGGCCGUAGUUGAUUUGACGGAGAGUGACGACGAAGCAGAUCCAGUGUCUCAUUUGCACCAAUCUAGAGACGAGUACGAUGAGUCUGACGAGGGCGGCUCGGCUGAAGGAAGCUCGGCGGAGCAACACAAGGGGAACUUUGCUCAUGACCGACUCGAGGGCGAUGCAGAGGAUGGUGACUUUGAAGAUGAAGAACUUGGGAGUCACCAACCGAUUGCCCGACGAGAAUACGAAGACGAAGAUGAAGAUCCCGAUUCCGGGGCUGAUGGCGAGGGUGAUUUUGAAGAGGAAGAAGAAGAAGAAGAAGAAGGUCAGGGAGUAUAUGCCAAGCCACCUUCUGCAUUUGGGUCGGACGUGGACGACGAAGAAAAUAUUGAGGAUUUGGACCAGGAUGAAGAAGGCAGUUUUGACGAAGAGGAAGAGAGCUACGAUGAAGAAGAGGAAGAAAUGGGCUAUGAUGAGCUUCCAGAGCCUCGAGCACGACAAGAGCCUGAAGUCAUUGAUUUGCUGUCUUCCGAUGAUGAGGACGAAAUGCCAGCAAAAGCUCCUGCUCCGGCUGUAAAUUCUCAUAGAUCCGGUUCAAGUCGGCAUGCAAGCGAUUCUCCAAUGCCUGAUGUCGACACUGGGGACAGUGGGGGCGAAAGCGAGCUUGGGGACGAAGAAAUCCCAUAUUCCGAGCGAGCUGAGAUUAAGACCUCGAUACUUGGUCCGGAAGCAGAGUACUCGUCGUCAGCGUCUGGAGACGAAGUUGAGGCAGAAGGCGAAGAUGAAGACGAAGAUGAAGAUGCUGUGUAUGAAGACGAUAUACCUGAGGACGAAUUACGUCGGGACUCGGCUUCUCCUAAUGACAAAUUGGAUAGCAACAUUGACCCGGAAUUAGACGAUAGUUUGAACGAACACGACAAUGAGGACGAGAAUGAGGAUAUUGUCUCCGAGGAGCCAUCGAUGAUUCUCGCAGGAGACAAGUCCAUGGGUGGAAAUGAAGGCAUGGAAGAUCGCAGCACAGGAAUGGCUGACAUAGACGAGGACAGCAAUCCGGAUGGCGCUGACCGAAUUAGCAUUCCGCCUGAUCCAAAGCCAACCGGUUUGAAUGCUGAUAGUCCCGUGAUGGCGGUCACAACUGACCAGUCCCUUUCCGAUGCAAUACCAGAAAGACCAUCUUUGUUCUCCCGGGUGUUCAGCUUAGACGGAGCGAACGACGAGCCACGUUUUGGAGCAUCAUACCGCUCUAUGUCCAGAGAAGAGGCAGUACUGCCAUCUUCUAUUCGCCUCCAGCAAGUAUUUACCGGAGCUUCGACUGAGCAUGUUAAUGCGCAGCUCCCAACGCCGGAAGAUACUCAGACAUCGCACAAAACCGUGUCCUUGGAAAGUUCUUUCUCCUCGAUGAACGGUACAGAGCAGCCCAUGACUUCUGCUCCUGGUAAUAUGCAUCUCGAUCGACCCGAAAAAGCACUAGUCAUUGGAGAUGAAGCAGAGGAUGCUGCAGAGCCCGGCUUAGUCGUGACUGAACCAUCGCCUAUGCCAGAUGUACAAACUUCCACGACGACCAUUACGACAACCGUGGAAGUGACUAAGGGGACAGAUGAGAUGGGCAAUCUCCAAACUGAAAUCCACGCCGAAAAAGUCACUCGGAUCAACGAAGUUGUUCAGACAAGGGAGAAUACUGGCUGCGAAGAGAGUAUCGAAGAAGAAGAAUCCCAGGAGGCUGUUCAGGUGGAUGGAAAGGCCAGUGGCGCAGACGAGGGUGAGGAUACUACUGUUUUGACUGAAACAGCACAUACUGUCACCAUGGAGGACCAAAUCGUUUCGAGCCACGACAAAAUGCAGUCACCUGAUGACGCUGCCGAUUCGAGGUCACAGCCAGAUAGUGAGCAUGGAAACGAUGCCGCAGACACGUCCGAAAUCCAGGUCGAGAGUCCCAGACGAAGCACGAGGCGCACAAAUCCGACAUUCAAAGCUGCUGCGAACGUGAAGGAGAAUAUCCGUCCAGUAACGCCCAACAAGACUGUAAUCGCAAACGUCCGACAGAGCAGCGUUCCGAUAUCCCCAGCGAAAAUCGAAUCUAGCGUGAAAAACACGAAGGAAAAUGCACGACCAGUCACACCUGCAAAGUCUCGUGUACCACCAUCAGCGAGUUCCGACAAUGACCAGUCCCCUUUGGUGGUAAUUGACAAUCAAGCAACACCAAAAGGUCACGAUGCGAGUCUCGAAUUUGCCCUUGAGUCUUCCGACGCAUCUUCGCCACCUCAGCAUAAUCUUCGAAAGCUCCCAGUCGCUGACCUGAAGCUGAGACUGACGCGAGCCCUUCGGACAGAUUUCAGCGAAUUCACUGGCCUGAAAGUCAUUCGAUUUCACCUCACGCAAAAGUUGGACUUCCUUGCUGUUGCUACAACGACCCCACCGGAACCGCAACGAGCAAAGAAUGGUCCGAGACAAUAUCAAAUCACAUUCAACAUCACAGAUCCAUCCAUAGCACCAAGCAGCGUUACAGAAGUCCAGGUAUUCCGGCCAUACAAAGAUGCUCUGCCAAUUGUCAAAGCAGGCGAUGGUAUCCUUCUCCGAAACUUCUUGGUCAUGUCUGUGCAGAGUCGGGGUGGAGGACCGGCCUUUGCCUUACGUUCGACUCAAGAAGAUGCCAGCAGUUGGGCGGUGUUCAAGGACGAUGAUGAAGUGGAGGUUCGUGGACCUCCCGUAGAGUAUGGAGAGGCAGAGAAGAAUCACGUUUCGCAACUCAGGAACUGGUACGCAAGCUUAGACGGCGUAGCUCAAGCAAAAAUUGCUCGGGCGAAUGGUGAUAAGGGUACUGCUGGAAGGGCGGCGGGGAAAAAGCAUAGCAAGGCGUUGUAAGGCAACUGUAUUUCUAAAAUCGGAAGGAGCAUUUACGGUGUGAGGUAGAUAUUCAUAGCGCCAUGAUGAGGACUUCGUGGCUUUGGCGCAUCGGCAUGCAAGAGACAUGAUGCCUUGCACUUAGGCACAAGUCUGGUGUGUUACUGCAUACAAUUAAUACAAUCUUGACGACCCGAACCAGCAAACCUGAUCGAAAACCAUGACUUCUAUAGCUCCCAUCAAGUGAUUGGCUCCAACCCCGCGACAUCGCAGCUUCAGAAGAAGCCCCUGAUUCCAUUUGUCAGCGAAGGACUGCAUGCCAAGG